Messenger RNA from Lampris incognitus (smalleye Pacific opah), 4868 nucleotides. RefSeq names its product antigen WC1.1. The transcript is spliced from 19 exons. The coding region runs from base 1 to 3858 and encodes 1285 amino acids. The record is from RefSeq and is a predicted model, not a curated record. Lineage: Eukaryota; Metazoa; Chordata; Actinopteri; Lampriformes; Lampridae. Gene Ontology annotation, cellular component: membrane.
AUGUGGUCCUUCCUAUUGCUCCUCUGCGUGGCGCCAGCCAAGCCGGCCGUACAAGAUGAGCCCAGCCUGAUUCUCCGGGGUGGGGACAACCCUUGCAUGGGCUACAUUGAGAUCUACUACCAGGGCCAAUGGGGCAUUGUCGGAGACAACAAAUGGACCCGCUCCAAUGAAGAUGUGGUGUGCCAGAGCAUCGGCUGUGGAAGGUCCCUUGGCUCCGUGGACGUCCUGAGGCAGAACACGAACUCCAUAGUGUGGGUCAAUGAGGUGACGUGCACGGGGUCGGAGGACCAGCUGUGGGAGUGCCCCGGCUUCGCCGGCUGGAACGUCAGCUUCUACAUCAAGGACAGCUACAAACACAUCACCUGUUCUGAUCGGAUUGAAAUGAGUUUGGACGGGUUCAGAUGUGCCGGAGUUGUCAAAUACACCAAAAUAUCAGACGGGAACAAAACAGAUGGCUACUUCUGCCACGAAAACUGGGCAAAGGACGACGCCGACCUUGUGUGCAACGCUCUUAACUGUGGCAAACACAAGGCUAUCCCUGACCCCGAAACCAUGACACCGAUGGGGUUUCUGUCCGCGGCCAGGACCAAAAUUCGUUGUACCGGCACCAAGCGCGAGACACACCUCUGGCAGUGUUCGCCCCAACAGUCGCUGUGUCAACGUCCUGCUACGGUCACCUGCUCGGGUCAUGUCAACGUGCGACUGCAAGGCGGGGACAACGUGUGCAACGGAACCCUGCAGACGGAGGAGGCCGGGGUCUGGAAACCUGCUCCCUGCCACGACAACGAAACGGUGACUGAAAGUGAUGCCGCGUCUUUCGAUGUGAUGUGCCGACAGAUGCACUGCGGCACCGGCAAGAUGCGGAUACCCGCGACCUGUAAAGACGGCCAAGUCUCACUGACAUGCCCAGACAGAAUCCGUGUCACCGUGUCACCAAACCAGGCGGCCAACAGGUGCUUCGGCCCGGUUUAUAUCGAAGGUCUCGGGGGUCUGUGGCCUGUGUGUGGUCAGAACUGGGAUACAAAUGCCGGGACGGUGGUCUGCCGAGAGCUUGGCUGUGGAAAGGUGAUCAAAGUGUCCACCCAAAUCAGCAGCACUUCGGGGAUACUGGACUGGGUGAAAUGCUCGGGCAAGGAGGCCUCCCUGUGGCACUGCGGAGCCAAGUACAACCGCAAGCCUUUCCCGUGUUCCUCCACUGCCUCUGUGACCUGUGGAGACAGCCUGGACGUGCGACUGACGGAUGGUCUGGGAAAAUGUCACGGGAGAGUGGAAAUCAAGUACGAGUCAAAGUGGUACUCGGUUACCAAUCUCAAGAAUGCCAACAAGGUUUGCAAGUUGCUGAAGUGCAACGGUUUAAAGUCCGAUAAAAGCGUCACGUAUAAAAACGAGGAUAAAAUACUGGGGACGAAUGUGAAUUGCGUGGAAACAUCCAAAAGCAUAUCUGACUGCGUCACCGAAAUCGACAUCACAAGGAGUCAGACUGCAGUGGAAAUAACCUGCGAAGGGCACAAGGUGGUGUUCCUCAAGGGAGCGCGGUCCUGCUCCGGCAUGGUGGGGAUAGAGCACGGUGAGAAGGACUACUGGCUCUCAGGCUCCAACGAGAACUGGAACCAAAACGCUGCCGAUGCGGUUUGUCGGCAGAUGCAUUGUGGGAAGUGCACUAACUUCACCUCAGUAAACUUGACCAAAGAGACCGAGAUGGGGGAGGGUAUUUGGGGAGAGUCUUACAACUGCUCAUCCGCGGAGACCUCUCUAUUCAACUGCCCGAAUGACGGAACAUCGUCCAACCACAGUAUCGCCUCCGUGACAUGCUCAGAAGAAACCACGAUGAGGCUGUCAAAAAUAUGUUGGGGGAAGAUGGAGGUGUGCGCCAGUGGGGAGUGCGGCGGUGUGUGCUCGUACAAUUGGCCGAACACACUGUCUGACACGGUGUGUGAAAAUCUGGGCUGCGGCACCUCUCUCCCUGUUGAAAUCAAGAUUAAGGACAUGUCUGUGAACAUCAGCCGUAUGGAGAUCACCCAGCAGACAACUAAAGUAACUGACUGCAACAUGGUCAGAGGUGACUACUGUGUUACAGACCCCGUCUACAUCGUUUGCUCAGGUAGCGUCAAGGCCAGAAUCCAGCUGCCGAGAGAUCAAUGCUUUGGGAAUAUUGAGAUCUUCUAUCAAGGCAACUGGCUCCAAGUUUGUCUCGACGCUUUGAAAGAUCGCAAUGUCCAGAACGCCAUCUGCAAGGAGCUGCGCUGUGGGCAGGCGGACGACGACGCGGCAGUUGGCUUUUUUGGGCCUAGACCAGACAGCAAUGAUUUUGUGUCUGCAAUGAGCUGUCCUGAAAACAGCCAGUCCUUAACGAAGUGCAAAGUCAGUCUGAAGACCGGAUCUUGUCCUCUGGGUGGGCUCCGGUGCUCUGACUGGCGAACGAUGGUCCUGAAAAUGCCCGAGUCAGGGACAGGAACCUGCGAGGGAAAGGUGUUCGUUCACAGAAAAGACACGGUCAGCGCAGUCUCCAGCGACUCCUGGACGGUGAAAGAAGGCCAGACACUGUGUAAGGAUCUGGGGUGCGGCAGCUACAAAGCCCAUCAUGAGAGGAAUCAUUCUUCCAGGGGGGAAACCUUCAACUGCACAGAUGUGGAGAAUCCAAGAAACAUCUGGGACUGUCAGCCGGGAACAAGCCCCGCACAGAGCAAGCAGCUCUAUAUCCAAUGCCAAGAUAACCGUGAAGUUAACCUGUCAAAAAACUGCUCUGGUGAGGUGACCAUCAGUGGUAUUAGUGUGUGCGAUACUGACUGGGAACACAUGCAGUCACACAUCGUUUGUCAAGCGCAGGGGUGCGGCAACGCUAUCCCCAUUCAGAAGGCUAAGGCGGCCAGGGGGCACACUUCAGCCUCCAUCUACCACGUCAGCUGUGGACGCUACGAGUCUCAUUUGGGACAGUGUAAGACAACCAGAGGGAAGUGUCAUGGAGGACCGGUGUCUGUUUACUGCGUGGACAACGUCAAAUUCAACACCACGGAGAAGUGCGGCGGCCAAAUUAUGGUCCAGUAUCGAGAUGAGUGGGAGUUUGUGUGUCCCAUUGAAUCACCAGACAUCAACUUCAAGUACCGCCUGUGCGAUGCGCUCAAGUGUGGCCAGCCCUACACUCCCCUGCGGAAAAAGCGGGUGGAAAAGGUCGACCUGCAAACGAAACUCAUUUACCACAAAAACAUCCAGAAUAUCAAGCACUGUGUCCACCAAGAGCCCUGUGGCAAACAGCAACCAGCUGAGAUCUACUGCUACGGUUAUGUGGAGCCAGACUCCGGCCCCAUCCUCUCCGCCGGCGCGAUCGCCGGUCUGUUCCUGGGAGCCGCGGCGCUGGUCGCGCUGAUUGUGACGUUUCUGUUUCGGCGCAGGCGCAUUCUCCAGAAACUCCCACCAAUAAUAUCUGGAAGAAAACAGAAGUUUGAAGGUGACUAUGAGGAUGUCGGGAGACGACUUCCAAGUGAAAUGAGACGCUUCAGUCGCAGGAGAUCUGAAUCGGAGGCAAACGCCAGCGACUCCUCUUUGAGUUACGACGACAUUGCGCAAGAAGAAGGGGCCAUGACUGAGCUGCUGACUAGCGGAGGACAGGAUGUCAACGCUGCUGUCCAAGGACCCGGAUCCACCAGCACCAAAGGUUCCUCUGAAAAAGAAGAUGCCACUGUGUACGAGGGGGAGGACUCGCAGGACGGCUAUGACGACGUGGCCGCGGGCCCUGACGUCGUGGAGAUGGUAGCCGAGGUCCACAGCAGCCUGGAAGCCCGGCCCGAGAAGGACCAGCAGUUCGCCGGCGGGGAACCACCGGCGGAUGCGGACUACGAGCCGCUUGACCCAGACGUGUAAACACGGAACCAACCGACAGCCUUGACGUUAAACCGGUCCAGAUGAUUUAAAGUUUUUUUGUUUUGUUUUUUUUAUAGUUAACAUUUCAAGGUUCAUUUUUUAAAAGAAAAAUCACCAACACAGAGGUUUGGUUCGAGGACCAGAAACCACCAAACAGAGAGCAAGGGAGGGGCGUCACCAACACAGCCCCCCCCCUCUCCCCCCACACCCCCUCACGCCGUCGACAUGUGCUCAGGGUAACACGUGGCUUCACACGCGUUCUUCUCGAACCCGUGUGAGGAUUCGUGGCGUCGAUUCGGCGGCACGUGGCGGGGGGGGGGUCACAAUGGACGUAGAUGGUGUGGACUGUGGUGUAGGUGGUGUGGACUGUGGUGUAGAUGGUGUGGACUGUGGGUGUAGAUGGUGUGGACUGUGGAGUCCUGGUCUGACGUGUUAGCUCUCCUGUGCUGUGCCAGAGCAGUGGUCAGGCCUGCCUUGCUCUACGGCAUGGAAGCCGUGACAACAACAGAGAGGCUGGACUCUGCAGUACAGGUAGCAGGGAUGAACGCACUGCGUCGGUCCUUGGAGUGACCAGAAAAGGCCGGGAGAGAAACGAAGACGUGAGAGCUGCGUUCAAGAGCAGAGGAAUGGACGAGAAGCCGAGAGAGACGAGACUGAGAGGGUUUGGACACGUCCAGAGAGGAGGCAUGGACUGUAGAGGAGAGAAGGUGGUGGACCUGGAAAUACCUGGCAAAAAAAAAAACAAAGAGGAAGACCAAGGACAAGAUGGAGAGACCGGAUAGGGGAGGACAUGAGGAGGGCUGGACUGGGGGAGAGGGACGCGUCAGACAGAAAGCUAUGGAGGGCAAAAGUCCGCUGCGGUGACCCCUUAGAGAUAAGGAAGAAGCCGAAAGAAGAAGAAAAAGGUGACUUUUUUAUUAAUUGUUAUGAUUGUUUAUUUGAUUGUAAAUUUGGUUUGAUUUCUUGUAUUUUUUUGGUAACAGAUUGGACAUUAAUAAAAUAACCUCGAG